GAUGGGUUAGGAGGGGAGACGCGCUGCAGUGAUGGGUUAGGAGGGGAGACUCGGUGCAGUGAUGGGUUAGGAGGGGAGACGUGGUGCAGUGAUGGGUUAGGAAGGGAGACCGGUGCAUUGAUGGGUUAGGAGGGGAGACGCAAUGCACUGAUGGGUUAGGAGAGGAGACAUGUGCAAUAUAAUGAUAAAUAGAAAAAAAAAUCUGAAAAUGUUGGUCAGAUAAGUGUUUACUAUGUUUUAUUAGCUUUUCCCCAAAUUAUCUGUAGCUGUAUGUCUCUAGGAUUACUGAAGACUUGUUUUGUUUGUGUCUCUUUCUCUCUCUCUCUGGUGGUCUCUAGGUGGUGGUUCAGCUAACUAAAGACUUGCUAUCUCAGGCAGUCAUGUCAGUUGAGAACAGCCGUCCAACUCUCAGCAUUAACCUACUCGGGGCCCGGCAGCACUGGUUGGAGGGAAUGCUGCGACAUGAGAUUGGUUUGUGUCUAACAAUUCCCAGCCAGGACAGGCAUUGUGCAUGCAGUGCAUUCUGUCACAAAGAGCUUAGCUUGGAGGGUGUAGAGGUAUAUGAUAAAACGGAGGGGAGAGGGUGUACUUAUAGGAUGAAGUGAAGUUAAACUCAAGGAUAUUAUGGGUAACACGGGCCAUUCACUCUCAUCAUGAUAUAUGUCUGGUAAAAGCAAACCAUGACAGGCUUAUUCACUAAAGGGACAAUUGAAGGGAAUUCAAAGUAAAUUUCAAAUUUAAAGCCAAAAUAGCUGAAAUAGAAGAGUUCCCUAAAUCAGUUAUACUUCUGUUGUAGCUACUUUGGCCUUAAAUUUGAAAUCCACUUUGAAUUGUGACUUUAGUAAAUUAGCUGUAUAGUGUCACAUAUAUACCAUCAUUGCCACUGUGACCAGAAGCCAUAUUUCCCUGUAGGCACCCAUUACAUCCGUGGGGUGAAUGAUGCUCGCCAGCCUUGGCAUGGAUCAGAAGGACGCAAGCAGUUUGGAUUAAGGCCAGCUAACCCUACGGAGGAGGGACUAGCAAGCUUGCAUAGCGUCCUAUUCAGAAAGCAGCCCUACCUGUGGCGUGCCGCUCUCCUGUACUACACUGUGAGUUGUGCCUCUAAGAGUAGCUUCUCUGAGCUGUUCCACAGCCUCCAGCAGUUUGUGCAGGAUCCUUCUGUGCGGUGGGAGUACUGUGUGAGAGCCAAAAGAGGUCAGAAAGACACAACAGAACCAGGUACGUGACUCCAGAACUCACUUCUUAUAGAACUAGUGACAACGAUCGAUUGUUUGACUUGUGAUAUGAUUUCCCCAGGCUGCUUCAGUAAAGACCAGGUCUACCUGGAUGGAAUAUUGCGGAUUCUGCGCCACCGACACACCAUUGACUUCCCUCUUCUGGCUUCCCUUGGGAAGGUAAUGAAUCCUUACCUCACCUUAUGGUUUGAAUGUCUGUUGUAUCCAGUAAUACCUUAUAUAGCCCGGUACACAUACAGCGUGUCUCCAAUCAACAUUAUGCCAAACUCUUCUAACUAGAACCUCUGCACGUUUACAAUUACUACUGUUAGAACUGUGAGAAGAAAGCAGGUCUGGGAAUUGGCUUUUCUUAAAAUUUAACCGUUUUUCAGAAAUCUGACAUUGUACACCAAGCAUGUCAAACUCGCGGCCCACAAUUCAUGCUGUGGCUGCGACCACCCGCAAGACAGGACUGAUAUUUCUGGUCUUUCCUCCCACGGCAGAUGGCGUGCCCCCGCAGGCCAGCCAGUCCCCAUUCCCUCCUGCUCGUAGUGCCUGGAACUGGAGGACGGGUGGCUCAUCUUAAGGUAGAGGAAGGGGAGAUUGGGGGACCUUAUUGUUUAGUGUGAUCAAUUGGGGAGGCGGGCAGUGUAUAAAUUUGAGGGAGAAAGGGGGCCCAGUGUAUUAAAUUGGGAGGAGGGGCAUUGUAUUGCAUUAAGGGGUAGUGUAUUGGAUUUGGGGGCAGUGUAUUAGAUUAAGGGGUAGGGUAUUGGAUUUGGGGGCAGUGUAUUGUAUUUGGGGGCAGUGUAUUAGAUUGAGUCUGCAUGGAGAUGCUGACUGGCCGCACAGCUUUUUGCUACACAUGCACACUAGCCUCCCAACGGAUUGGCUGAGAUCAUAAAGUUUGAUGAUCUCAGCCAAAGUGAAUAACACACUCACAGGAAUCAACAAGAUAACGUCAUUUCAGCAUACGUUCGCCAUUUCAGUCCCAUUAUCAAACUUUUCUUAAUAUGUCAAGGUAGUUGGGCUGAAACAUUGGUUAUAUGAAAUACACAUCUCCUUAAAGGGACUCUCCAGUGCCAGGAAAACAAUCAGAUUUCCUGGCACUGCAGGUCACUUACCAAAGGCACGCGCAUUAGACCUCUCCAUAGGAAAGCAUUGAAAAUGCUUUUCAAUGCUUUCCUAUGGGGAUUUUAGCGACGUUGGAGGUCCUCACAUAGUGAGGACGUCCAGCGACACUAUAGUACAAAUCUGUGCUAUGAUGCCAGAAGUGCCCUCUAGUGGCUGUCUAGUUGACAGCCACUAGAGGAGGAGUUAACCCUGCAAGGUAAUUAUUGCAGUUUAUGAAAACGGGUUAAGGGUAGUGGGAGUUGGCACCCAGACCACUCCAAUGGGCAGAAGUGGUCUGGGUGCCUGGAGUGUCCCUUUAAUAUAAAAUUGCUCUUUUAUUUACUUUGAAGCCCUGCAAGCGUGAGAACGUCCAGUGUCAGUCAGGCAACUUUUUUUAUCCUGUACUUUUCGAAAUAAACCUCCUUUUCUAUGAGAACUGAAGUUUUAGUUUAUUUGGGCCGUGCUAGCCUUUGAAUUUAACAUGCUUGAUAUACAACAUGCGGGGCAGGACUCUGCAAAAUGUAGAUACCCGGAUGUUGCUCUGCCAGGAUUCAGAAUGGCAACGCUUUAUGGAAGUGUACUGUUCUGCAAUGUUGGGAGAUCUCCCGUUAGCCAUGGCCGGCCUUCUCUUCCUAGAUUUGGUUUCUAUGUCAUCCAUCGAAUUCUCUAAAGAAUAUCACACACAGGAGAGUGUAAUCACUAAGCCGUGCAAAGUGACACAAUCCCAGUAUAGCAAGUGACCCUGAUAAGUAUGGAAUAUGCACCCGUAAUGUUUGUUCUAUAUCACAUAAUAGAUAGUGAUGUCCCGAACGGUUCGCCAAGGACGGCGAACAUAUGCGCUGUUCGGUCCGCCCCCAUGUCAUCAUUGAGUAAACUUUGACCCUGUACCUCACAGUCAGCAGACACAUUCCAGCCAAUCAGCAGCAGACCCUCCCUCCCAGACCCUCCCACCUCCUGGACAGCUCACUAAGAAUGCAGCUUCACAAUGAAUGGUGGGAGGGUCUGGGAGGGAGGGUCUGCUGCUGAUUGGCUGGAAUGUGUCUGCUGACUGUGAGGUACAGGGUCAAAGUUUACUCAAUAAUGACAUAGGGGGCGGACCGAACAGCGCAUAUGUUCGCCGUCAGCGACAUCACUAAUAAUAGAAUCUCAGAUCCAGAGUAACACAACAUACUGAUAACAUGUUACACACAACCAGAUCCAGCUUUAGACAGAGAUUAUGCCAGUACUAGAGCUAGUGCUUACCCUUCCUGAUAUUAAUGUAAAAUAGACUCUCCCCUGCGCUAGAACGUGCCCUUCCUGGGGUAUUACAGUAAGAUCUAUCAGCCCCUGUGCUAGAAUGUGCCCUUCUAGGUGUUUUACAGUAAAAUCUACCCGCUCUGCCAUAGAACUUCCUUGGAUAUUACAGUAAAAUUUACCCUCCGUGGUGCUAGAACAUGCCCAUCACUGAGUUCUCUCCAUCCUGGUGAUAAAUGUGCCUUUCAUGGGGUAUUAUUACACUGUCCAUCACUAAGACCUACUCAAGUUGGUGCCUGCACUUGGCCCCAAGAGAUAUACCAUUGGAUAUUGCAAGAUAAAGAAAGAUUGGCGUGUAAUAGAAGAAUCACAAGAUAAAAAAAAAAAAAAGUUUGUGUUAAAGCUUCAUUUUAAUGGUCUUUUCUUCAGGUUUCAUACGAGGAUGUCGAAGUGCUGCGGAAAUUUGCGCAGUUGGAGAACACUCGAAUACCUCAUUUCAUGCAUGAUUUGAACAAGUAUCAAAACCAGCUCUGUCACAUCAUGGAAACGAAUCAACUGAGUGAUGAGGAACUGAGACAAGCACUCCCUGACUGACUCCCACCACAGGCUCAAACCCAAGGCUACACAGCUUUUAUCCAUUAACCCACCAUUUGGGUUCAAAACAGUCAAGAUGGAGGUUUCUCACAGUGAGACAAUGCUGGACGAAUUUGUAGUUCUUUUUGUCAAUUAUCCGCACAGUUUUAGACUAACCCACACUUGCAUGAAAUGUCGACCGCACAGACAUGUUUUUAUUUGAAUGGAUCCAGUCAGUAAAUAUCUAGAGGAACUGAAUUUUAUAUGAAAAAAAAUUUUAAAAAAAAGUUUUUUUUCCACAAUUUCUGUUUCCAAAUAAAACGUGUUUUUUAUUUUAGACGAUAACCUGUAUCACACAGAACCCGAGUAUUAUCCUGAUACACCCAUUAACUGCACAGCCCUUGGCUGUGGACUGCUCUGGCAUGGGACUGUAUGUAAGGUGGAAAGGUAAGGAAUAGACUUGAGCAUCCACAAAAUCCACCGAAACACUGGUUUCAACAUGUUCGUUCAAAACCCAGAGGGCAGAGAAACAAAAACUGCUGCGACAAAGUACUUUAUAAAAUGACUAAUAAAAUCCCUUUCCAUUCUUCAUCCCAGAUUCCCUGUGCAUCUUCCACCUGUCAGCCUUCCUAGCGGUUGUGUUUGUAGGAUAGAUGUACGCAUGGUGAGACAGCAUUGUUAUGCUAACUUAGAGGGGGGGAUGACUUCAAGGUAUUGCAAUGUCCUGUCCUGCUGCUUACAGUCUGUUGACAGUUGAGAAGCCGAACCACCCUCAUUAAAGAUGGACUCUGAUCCAUUAUUCUCGAUCUGCGAUCGGGUUUGCUUCCUCACACACAGCUCUGGCCGCAAAAUUAGCAUUCGCUCUGCUCCAACUCCUGUGACCAACGCCAGAUCCUCCACCCGCCGGAAGCCACCCAGCUUUCGCCGAUGUAUUGUGAUGCUUUGGGCCAAGUUUCGGUUAAUUCCUGGUAGGGUCAUAAGCUCCUCUUCAGUGGCCUGGUUAAUGUCCACACAGCUUUCUGGGGAAAUCACACGAUUACACAGAGCAUUUGCCUUUGGUACAUGACCUCCCCUCCUGCAGCUCACACUGGCUCCCAUGGUUCAAUGCAUCUAAAGAGCCAGGGCCUCUCCUGAAGAACAAAAAGGCGCAUCAGUCGUUACAUGUCUUCCAGCUCUGGGUUACACAAACCUGAUUCUGCUCUGAGGUCAUAGACACUGAUUACACAAGAAAUUAUGAACCGGGCACGAGGUUCCACAUCUGGGCAUUAGACCAUGCUUUCCACAGGAAGCCGGUUAGUGAAUUUUCCCUGGCAUAACAUCAGUCCUUAUAAUAAUAGAGUAGGUACUGCUGGGACCAAGAACUCUAAGAAUGAUCCUAACCCUCAACAUUGGCACAUGGGCAUUAUAUUAUCCUCCCCCAUUGGCCAUCAGUGACAUUCUAUUGUCCCCC
Pelobates cultripes (western spadefoot toad) is the source of this 5580-nucleotide messenger RNA. The record is from the annotation of a GenBank genome assembly. NCBI's taxonomy places the organism in Eukaryota, Metazoa, Chordata, Amphibia, Anura, Pelobatidae.